AUGUCAACCUACUCAACAGCCGCUAACGCUUUCGCCGUUGUUGGUCUCGCAGACGUCGUUUUCCGCUUAGGUAUAGCAUCGUCAGAUCUAUACUUGCGGUGCCGUAACGCGUCCAAGGACGUCCCUCGCCUACUGAGCGACCUUAAAACACUCUCAGAGAUUGUUGCACAAGUCCGAGCCUUUGCCAGCGAAUACAGUCGGUCGCCGUAUGCGCUGGAGGAUUCGCAGGUCCUUCUGCCUCAGCUUGAGACUACGCUGCGGUGUUGUAAGCGAGAGCUUGAGGAGCUCGAGCGGAUUGCGAAAAACGAUAAGAGCAACGCAAACGAUGCAUGGUUUAGACAAUGGGGAAAGGGCUUGGGCUGGGCGCUAGACGAUCAAAAGGUCCUGAAGUCUUGUCAGCAAAUUGAAAGAUACAUGGUCACUCUAAACACGGCCCUAUCGCUGACCGGAAGGCAAAAUGACAUCGUCCUUCGUCGAGAACUCAAAGCUAUUAGGGAAGAUAUUGCAGAUGCUCACGCCUCAACAAAAGCAAACUAUUCAGACCUACGGCAAAACGUCACAGUAUCUUCGCAUACCAUAGAACAAGGUGUCCAGCAAGUUUCUGCCGCUAUCCAGUCAUCUAAGCAGGCCAAUUCCGCUUCGUUCCUUACAGUGGAGAAGUCUCUCGCUUCUGGCCAUGCGGAGCUCAGUGGCAUAAAUGUUGCCAUUGAUGACCGUGCAAAGAUUAUCAAUCAAAGCCUGAGCUCUGUCAAAAAGAGCUUGACCCACGGCCGGAGGGAGCAAGGUGCACUCGUUCGGCAGCAUAAAAUCUCGACCUCCAAACUCAUGACUCGACUUGAUGAUGUCUGUUCAUCCCUUACACAACAAAUUACCACCAUUAGUCUUACGGAGACUGAAGACAACGAGAUCUUCUUCGAGGGCGAAAACCUCGGCGCAAUUGUGUUACCGCUCCUGCUAAUGCAGACGGACCUAUCCAAGGCCAUCCGAAAUUUAAUGACGGAAGGUUCUAUCAAGAUUUCUCGUGCUGAAGCACGCUGGGUUGAGGAAGAGUUUGAAAAAUUACUGGUCUAUGGUCAUGAGGCCGCUGCUCUGGCGGCGCGAAGCAGACGCUGCAAAGUUUGUAAAAGGGCCGCUCACCACCUCGGGUCGGCACCAGCCACUCGGACCACCUCUUCCAAGGCAUCUUCGUCAAGAAGCAAGAGCCGAAACCAAAAUCAGCAUCAUAUAUUAUCGUCUAAGCUUCAAAGAGCGCAUCGUUUCCAGCGAAGGCACCAAAUCCAUACCGCUGCCGGAAUCCUUGUCUUAGAAACUAGUGUGCAUGAUGAAGGAGCCCGUAGGGUUGGCCAAUCUUCGUCAUCAUUACUAGCAUUACGGCUAUCCUUCUUUCCCAAACUGAAUCUCUCCUCAGUGGGAGUUACAGCAGCAUUUUUCAAGCAGUUCGGGACAGGCAUGGAGCCAAAGAUUAUGAGACUCGUCCAAACUUACAACACGGUGCCCACCACGUCGGAGGCUUUCAUUUGCGCAAAAGAGAAUGAUGUCAUGGGUUUGCAGAAGCUUUUCGCAGCUGGCGAAGCCUCACCUUAUGACUGCGAUGAGUACGGUUGGUCCCUUCUAUCGGAGGCAGCUUAUUUCGGUUCGCUUGAAGCGUAUAUGUUCCUCCUACGCGAAGGCACGAAUGCUCUGAUGGUCCCUGUUGGUGACUCGUAUGGUGGAGGGCUCCUGUAUACCAUUUGGAUGAACCUUCGGCACAAAUUAGAAGCCUCUACCAGUACAUACAACGAGCGGACAUACUCCCCUUGUAGGCUGAAAAUGAUCAUUGAAAAUGCUCGACGUAUGACUGCUGCUGCUGUUGAACGAAACUGCGAUCCUAAUAUGCCCACAAUGCACGAACCCGAAAAUAUCAUGCAUUGUGCCAUUAGAGAGUUAUGGCGGUGGGUCUCAAAUGCCGGUAAAAAUGCUGGUAAUCUAGUCUGCCAUGUACAACUUUCCGGGCUGUUUAGUGAUUUGAUAGCAAUGGGCUGUGAGCUGGAAGGCCGUGAUCCUUACGGUAGAACUCCUCUGCUUUUAGCUUGCUUUAAAAAGCAGUACGGAGUUCUCAAGAUCCUUGAUAGCAAAGGCGCUGACGUGACCGCUCUUGAUAAUCAUGGUGCGGGUGCUCUUCAUCUGUUGCUGGCCUAUACGAAAAAUCACGAAGACUAUGAAGAGGAACAACUUCGUGAUGCACUAAUCACUGCGCUCGUUAAUGGAUGCGAUCCAAACAAGCUUUCCACCGAUAUAGCGCUCUCUCCGACAGACUUCUGCAGCGCGACUCGUGUUAGAUGGGAUGCAUGGACCAAAGCACUCAGUUAUGUCGGAUAUACGCUGCUGGAGACGGCGGAAGUUGAGCCGGCCACAUCCGGCUUUACAUGGGUGGUAGUCUCUACUGACUACCAUGAUGGCCUGAAGCUUCCAGUGUCAAACUCGACUUUGGAUGAUUGGAAAGCAGAGCGUAGUAGAAUCCGAUGGGGGUAUUUCUCUCGCAUUUACGAGGCCUCUGACGUGGACGACAGCGUGUCCGCUGCGAGCGAAGCUCAUGAGGAUAUCACAGAAUGGGAAGAUGAUAGCGGUGGCAGCGCUGGCAGCAUGUCCGCUGCGAGCGACGCUCAUGAGAAUAUCACAGAAUGGGAAGAUAACAGCAAUGACGGCGACAUCGCCCCUCGGCCGGAUGAAACUCCUGAACAUGGAGAACUCAAUCGCGUCAUCGGAGCUGAGAAUGAGGAGGCUAUGUAUUAA
Endocarpon pusillum Z07020 is the source of this 2772-nucleotide messenger RNA. RefSeq lists its product as uncharacterized. NCBI's taxonomy places the organism in Eukaryota, Fungi, Ascomycota, Eurotiomycetes, Verrucariales, Verrucariaceae. The transcript has 4 exons. The record is from RefSeq and is a predicted model, not a curated record. The coding region runs from base 1 to 2772 and encodes 923 amino acids. Gene Ontology annotation, molecular function: protein binding.